GCAGCGAAUCAGCGCUGCAGACACUGCAGAGCGCUCAGCCUGUCACCUCCCCUCCGUCCAGCUGUCAUCUGACAGCGGCACACAUGAACCUCAGCGCCGCCGCUGCUGCAGACGGAGCUGGUCACCCGUGCGUCCAACCACCCGCUCCCCGGCGUCUUCAUUCAAACGGGGACAACAACAUGUCAGGAUACAGUCGAGUCUCUGCGGACUGACGCGUAGGAGGAGAGCCGCGCCGCUUCUUGCUCGUUGUGCGCUAACGCUAGCUGACUUUAGUUAGCCUGCAGGCUAGUGGCAGCUAGCUGCGGAGCGGAGUCCUGCAUUGUGCCGUCAGUUCGCUAGCGAAGCGAAGGUCGGAGGGACUCACGUUAGCUGGUAGUGCGGAGCGGGUGCAAUUCGCCAUUCGGCUCCAUUAACGUGUCAUUUUAAUGGUUUGUUUUGAUGCUGCGCGAUAUUUUGUUUUUCUCGUGUCACCCCGCUUCACGUUUCAUGCGUUUAUUCAUUUAACGAAAUUUAUCGCUUGAUGUUUUGCCAGCUAGCUAGCUAGCUACUCGGCUAUGCUAACGCCAGCUCAGUGAGAGCUCGCUCGCGGGGGUGCGGAGAGCUCCAGGCGGGUCAAGGAAGAGAGGUGGCUUAUGAUGUGGGCUGAGGGAAGCGGCGGACAGUCAGGCGAAGGAGAGCAGCAGUAUUAACUUAAACACGUUGUGUGUGUUCCUCAUACUAAUCCUCGUCGAGGUUAAGGGGCCAUAGCGUCUGUCAAGCUGUGUGCGGGGCGUUGGAUGAAGGAGGAAAGAAUCGGGGCACUUUGAUUUGCGAGCGGGCUAAAUGAAUAGUGUCGGUGUCGUUGCAUCGUGAACCGGUGGCCGCCGUGCCAGCUUGAAGGGGAGGUAACUCUGUCGAGAUUAUCGCACGGACUGCAUCAACCAGCCAGUUUGCUUUAAGAUGGCUUCGGCGAUCAGCAUUGCCGCAUCCAUUGCGAGCAAAACGAAGACCAAGAAGAAGCACUUCGUCGCUCAGAAAGUGAAGCUCUUCCGUGCCAGCGACCCACUGCUCAGUGUGGUUAUGUGGGGAGUCAACCACUCGAUAAAUGAGUUAAGCCAUGUUCAGAUUCCCAUCAUGCUCAUGCCAGAUGACUUCAAGGCCUAUUCUAAGAUCAAAGUGGACAACCACCUCUUCAAUAAGGAGAACAUGCCCAGCCAUUUCAAGUUCAAGGAGUACUGCCCUCUGGUGUUUCGAAACCUCAGGGAGAGGUUUGGCAUCGAUGAUCAGGAUUUCUUGAACUCACUGACACGUAGUGCUCCCUUGAACAGUGAGGCCCAGGGACGGAGCGGGGCUCGCUUCCACACCUCUUAUGACAAACGCUAUGUCAUCAAGACCAUCAGCAGCGAGGAUGUGGCAGAAAUGCAUAACAUUCUUAAGAAAUACCAUCAGUUCAUUGUGGAGUGCCAUGGCAACACGCUUCUGCCUCAGUUUCUGGGGAUGUACCGACUCACAGUGGAUGGAGAUGAGACCUACAUGAUUGUCACACGCAAUGUCUUUUCCCAUCGCCUCUCUGUCUACAAAAAAUACGAUCUCAAGGGUUCUACUGUGGCAAGAGAGGCCAGCGACAAGGAGAAGCAGCCGCCCCAACCAGAGGAUGUGCCCCCUCGGCCCAAAUCUGGUAACGUUCAGCAAAGGCUGCAAACACUGCGGAUUGCCACGCGCUUUUACUGCGCCAUGAAACACGUAAGAGAUGCCAAGGAGCUGCCCACCUACAAGGACAACGACUUCAUCAAUGAUGGGCAGAAGAUCUGCAUCAAUGACGAGAACAAGAAAAUGUUCCUGGAGAAGCUCAGGAAAGACGUAGAGUUCCUGGCCCAGCUGAAGCUCAUGGACUACAGUCUGCUGGUUGGGAUCCACGACGUGGAGCGAUCCGAGCAGGAGGAGGUGGAGAGCGAGGACAAUGAGGCAGAGGAGGAGGGAGAGAGUGACGGAGGGGGCAUUGGGACGCCCCCUGACAGCCCCAGCAACACGCUGGACAGCAACAAGCCUCUGUCACCUGGAGAGUUUGAUCCCACCAUCGAUGUCUAUGCCAUCAAAAGCAAUGAUAGUGCUCCCAGGAAGGAGGUUUACUUCAUGGCUAUCAUAGACAUCCUGCAGCAUUAUGAUGCCAAGAAGAAAGCUGCCCAUGCUGCCAAGACUGUCAAACAUGGGGCUGGGGCGGAGAUCUCCACCGUGAACCCGGAGCAGUACUCCAAGAGGUUUUAUGAUUUCAUCACCACUAUCCUGUCAUAGCCUCCAGGAGCCUACAGGGGCACGGAGGCACACUGGGUGGGGGGGAAGGGAGGACAAGUGGGGUGCAGGGCAGAGAAGAAAAGUGACAGAGAGGAGAGAAGUCCCUCACUCAUUCUCCUCAUCCCUCCCUCUUUGUUUCCCUCUUUCAGUGGGGUGCUUCGCUCUGCAGCUAAAAUCAACACCAUUCGUUUACAUUUAACCUCUUCCUCUGAGUUCUGUGUGUUACUUUGGAUGAUAAGGGUGUUAAAAGCAAGUGUUCAAGUCAUUACGUAUUUUUUAUUUGUUUUGUCUGUGGUUGUUUAUGUGGGAAUAUGGCUGAUUUUUUUAUUGCCUCUAACAUAACAUCCAGCACCCAUUUUUUUUUAAAAAUACAUUGAUGUUUAUAUUCGUCUUUUCCUUAAUGAUGUUCAGGAGGGAGGUUGGGGAGGGUAUGAAAUUAUACAGAAUCCAGCUCAAGGUUCCUCUUGUAGGGAGAAAGAGUAUGAUGU
Messenger RNA from Paralichthys olivaceus (Japanese flounder), 2759 nucleotides. RefSeq names its product phosphatidylinositol-5-phosphate 4-kinase, type II, alpha a (gene pip4k2aa). Gene Ontology annotation, biological process: phosphatidylinositol phosphate biosynthetic process. Gene Ontology annotation, cellular component: plasma membrane. Gene Ontology annotation, molecular function: 1-phosphatidylinositol-4-phosphate 5-kinase activity; 1-phosphatidylinositol-5-phosphate 4-kinase activity. The record is from RefSeq and is a predicted model, not a curated record. NCBI's taxonomy places the organism in Eukaryota, Metazoa, Chordata, Actinopteri, Pleuronectiformes, Paralichthyidae.